AUGUCUUCCAUUGAAAAAGAUGCCUUUGACUAUCAAAAAUUAUAUAAGCAAGCAAACGUUGUCAGUAGCAUUUUAUAUGACUCUUGUGAUUUCUCUCCAAGGAUUCUAGAACUUCAGCAGAAUGGACACAUGGAUUUACUGAAGCAUAAGUGGUGGCCCAAGAACGGCCAGUGUGACCUGUACUCCUCGGUGGACCCAAAAUAUAAAGGAGGAGCUUUGGAUAUAAAGAGCUUUGCGGGUGUAUUUUGCAUACUGGCAGCAGGGAUUGUACUCUCCUGUUUAAUUGCAAUGUUGGAAACAUGGUGGAAUAAAAGAAAAGGCUCACGGGUUCCAUCAAAAGAGGAUGACAAAGAAAUUGAUCUGGAGCAUCUCCACAGACGUGUGAACAGCCUCUGCACAGACGAUGAGAGCCCCCAUAAACAGUUUUCCACCUCAUCCAUUGACUUGACUCCCCUGGACAUUGAUACUUUGCCCACCCGUCAAGCACUGGAGCAAAUCAGUGACUUCAGGAACACUCAUAUCACUACUACAACCUUCAUACCAGAGCAGAUGCAGACUCUCAGUCGCACACUUUCAGCUAAAGCUGCUUCUGGAUUCUCCUUUGGCAGUGUGCCAGAACACCGAACUGGCCCUUUUCGGCAUAGGGCUCCAAAUGGGGGCUUCUUCCGAAGUCCGAUCAAAACAAUGUCCUCAGUUCCAUAUCAACCAACUCCAACUUUAGGGCUCAACAUCGGUAAUGAUCCAGACCGAGGCACCUCCAUAUAAAGCUUCAGACUUUGUUUUGUCACUGUUUCUUUCUAGGACUCCCUUUGCAAGGAGCAGCUGUGAUAAUUGUGGGACUAACAUGGAUGUAACUUUUUAAAAAAAGAAAAUCAGGAGUACUCGUAACAACUCACUACCCUUUCUCUUCCCCUCCUCUUUUUCGCUUUCUCUCUUAUACUAUGUAAGGUCAUAAUAUUCAGCCCAUAAGCUCUAGAAUAGUUCAAUUGGCCAAACUAGUUUAACUCUGGAGUAAGUUGAGCUCUAGAAUGUAUUGCAGCCCUAACUUUACAACUAUCAAACCAACUCAUAAUGGCCAGUGAGAGUAUUCUGACAUAAAUGCAACAUGAAACACUGUCAAAAAGCUAUCCUGCCACCCUCCUAAUAUUCUGUUUUUUAAAAAUUGCACAUUUCAUAAACUUGAAGUAUAGGAAAUGGACACCAAGUCUGUAUCAAAUAUAUGGGUUAUUUAAACAGAAGACAUUUGCAUCAUCUCUCCUUUGUUCUGAUAUAAUUGCAAUAACUUCUGUCUUUUCUCUAAGUUCUGCUGCAUCCGUUCCAUGUUUCAGUGCUACUGUGUGUCCUUUUAACUGUGGACCAAAGGCAAACCGUGCAGUUUUACAGGAGAACAAACAUGAGAGAAAGGGGAAAGAGAAGGGAGAGAUAAUCAGGCCACCUAAUAAGAGAAUGUGUUUUUGUAGGACUUCAAGAAGCCAUUGCUAUGCCAGUAAAGACUACAGUUAAAUCUCCUUUUUUUGCACUGCAACAGUGCAUAUGACCUUUAUGUGAUUGUAUAGUGUUUAAAAGGGUUUUUUUCUUAUGUACAGUAAACUGUAUCAUAUAGCAGAAUCUUCUGUUCUGUUAAAUAAAUUAGUAUCGCAUACAUUUAUAUAUAAACAUAUAUACAUAU
Molecule: messenger RNA, 1669 nt
Organism: Pogona vitticeps (central bearded dragon)
Lineage: Eukaryota; Metazoa; Chordata; Lepidosauria; Squamata; Agamidae
Source: RefSeq, a predicted model, not a curated record